CUCGGAGAACGAAAAGGUGGUACGGUGUUUCGUUUCGCUUUGCCUUUCAUCCUUCUCGCAUGGCUCGCUUUCGUUUGUUUUUUUUUGUUCUUCUAGGGCUUGAGGUGCGCGAGGAUUAGGUGAUGGGGAAGAAUCAUACAGGUUUUGUUAAGGUUGAUUGCAAUCGAACUCCUCGAGUUCCACCAGGCUUUGAAUCAUGCACUUCAUUCACCUUGCGGAGACUUCAGGAGGAUGUUACAAUGGCUGGAGGAGCAUCUAGUUCAACGCAGAACCUGAUGGAUAUUGGCGAGAAUGAGAGGUUCAAGAAGUCACUGCGCUGGAAACCUUGGCUGAAUUACAGCCAGCCCAAUGAUAGCUUGGAAGGAGAAUCUGAAUCAGAGCCAGUUGUCCAAGAUGCACCUUCAGUUUCUUGCUUGCCUAAAGGGAUUCUUCAUGGGUGUGUAAAAUGCGAAAAUUGUCAAAAGGUUAUGGCAAGAUGGCGUCCAGAAAAUGCAAGCAGACCAAUUCUUGAUGAAGCUCCUGUGUUUUAUCCUACUGAAGAGGAGUUCAAAGAUUUAUUUAAAUAUAUUUCAAGCAUAAGGCUAUCUGCAGAGCCAUAUGGAAUAUGCCGUAUUGUCCCUCCCCCAUCCUGGAGGCCUCCUUGUCCUCUCAAGGAAAAAAAUGUAUGGGAAAAUUCAAAGUUUCCUACUCACAUUCAGCAAUUGCAUAAACUUCAAAAUCAUGAUUCUGCAAAGACAAUCUGCAGAGAUCAUAGCACUGUGAGGAAAAAAAGGCAAAAGCUCUGGAAAUCUGGUGCAAAAUUCUGGCACACUAGUGGAAAUAAUGGAAAUGCUAUUGAUGUUAAAAAGCCUGAUUACCAUAAUGAUGAGAGGUUUGGCUUUGAAGCCGGUCCAUGUUUUACUUUGGAAUCGUUUCAGAGGUACGCAGAUGACUUCAAGGAGCAAUAUUUUCGAACUGAGGAUGAAGAUAUAGAUCUGGGAUCUAGGCAGUGGGAACCAUCAGUAGCAAAUAUUGAGGGUGAGUAUUGGCGGAUAGUUGAAAGUCCAACAGAAGAAAUUGAGGUUCUCUAUGGCUCUGAGCUGGAUACAGGAGAUUUUGGCAGUGGUUUUCCUAAAUCAUCUUUUGCUUCUGUGGAAUCCCAAGUGGAUGAACGGUAUUUGAAGUCAAGCUGGAACUUAAACAAUUCCCCCCGGCUUCCUGGCUCUGUCCUCUCUUAUGAAAAUGAAAGCAUUUCUGGUAUUUUAGUUCCUUGGUUGUACAUAGGGAUGUGCUUCUCAUCAUUUUGUUGGCAUGUUGAAGACCACCAUCUUUACUCAUUAAAUUACUUGCAUUGGGGUGCUCCCAAGAUAUGGUAUGGAAUUGCCGGAAGAGAUGCCUUGAAGUUGGAGGCUGCCAUGAAGAAACAUCUGUUGUGUUUGUUUGAAGAACAGCCCAACUUGCUUUACAAACUCGCUACUCAAUUUUCCCCAACCCUGUUGAAAAUGGAGGGUGUCCCCAUUUAUCGUUGUGUUCAGAAUUCUGGAGAAUUUGUUCUCACUUUUCCCCGAGCAUAUCACUCGGGAUUAAGCUGUGGGUUUAACUGUGCAGAGGCUGUAAAUGUUGCUCCUUUUGAUUGGUUGCCACAUGGGCAUUGUGCUAUUGAACUUUAUCGUGAACAACAAAGGAAGAUAUCAAUAUCUCAUGAUAAAUUAUUGUUAGGGGCUGCAGCAGAAGCAGUUCGGGCUCAAUGGGACGUUUUAUUAGUGGCGAAGGACAUUGCAGAUAAUUCAAUAUGGAAGGAUGCUUGUGGAUUGGAUGGUAUCCUUGUUAAGGCACUUAAGGCCCGUAUUGAACUUGAACGUUUAGCAAGGGAAUAUCUUUGCAGUGCAUCUCGGUCUGGGAAAAUGACUGAUGUCUUCAUUGCCAACAAGGAAAGGGAAUGUGUUGUGUGCCAUUAUGAUUUGUAUCUUUCUGUGGUUGGCUGUCCAUGUUCUCCGGACAGAUUUGCAUGUCUGAUACAUGCAAAGGAGUUAUGCUCAUGUGCUUGGAAAACAAGGUUUUUCCUUUUCCGCUACGAGAUCAGUGAACUGAAUGUGCUGCUUGAUGCCUUGGUAGGCAAAUUGAGUGCAAUUCAUAGAUGGGGAAGUUCACAACUUGGACUGAGUGCUGUAUCCAAGCCUUUUGUUAUUGAUCCAUUACGUAGAAUAAAAGGAAUGAACGAAAAACCAGUAACUGAAGGUAGUUCAACCGGCAGUCAGUUGUCUGAUAAGACUUUUAUGAUGCAAGCUGAUUCAUUGGAAGAACCAAAAAGGAAAGUAUACAGAGCACUUAGCUCAGGUGAUUCAACUGUCGCAGUUGGGGCCCACUCACUUUCCUGCCAGCAUCCUGAGUCAGUUGUGGAGAAGCCGUGCCCUCAGAGCAGGUCCAUGACUGGAGUAGUGGAAGAUCAGAUCAUACAGGCAACAGGACGGAGUUCAGAUCUGAAAUCAUCUGGCCUGAAUCUACAUUUUCAAGAAGUACACAGGAAAGUACCAGCAGCUGAGGGUAUUAUAAUAUUAAGUGACGAUGAAGAUGAAGGAGAUAAUGAAGUACUCUCAAGUGUUACAAAGAAAGAGUGGAAAAGUCUUGAAGCUCCUGCCAGACUUCCAAGGCUUUACAAGGUAACUUCUAGUGGUUCUGAAGGGGUCAACAUUAAUCAAAUCCCGAAGUCCACUGCAUCUGAAGUAAGCCUAAAUGUUCGUGACUCUCUACCCAAUCAACAUAUAGUUGACAGACACUCAACCUCGAUUUUCUUGGCAGCAAGAGAUCAUCAAAAUGGGGCAACACAACCGGAGGAACUAUCAAACCUAAACAAUCCAGAAAUUCUUAGAAGCUUAAAUCAAACUAGAUCUCAUAUGAAGCCCGUGACGACACACAAUCAGGAACAUGCUUCACAUGCUGCUCUUAUUAGUGAUGCAACUGAGGAGGACAUUGUGAAUAUUGUAGGUGAGUCGGAUAAAGCCGAGAUUUCUUGUUUUCUUCACUGUGUUGGGGAAGGCGAGAGAGUUUCACUUGAAGGAAAGGAAUCUGAGAGUUCAAGCACAUCCAUUCUGCCAAGUGGUCUCAACAGAGGCAAUCAUCUUGUGAAGGACUCUUGUAUGGCUGAGGUGUUGCCUAGGAUAAAUUGUAAUGUCAAACCUUUGGAAUAUGGUGUUGUAAUGUCAGGGAAGCUAUGGUCUUCCAGUCAAUCGAUAUUCCCUAAAGGUUAUAGAAGCAGAGUUCAGUACUUGAACAUAUUAGAUCCAACACAAAUGUGCGAUUAUAUCUCUGAAAUUCUGGAUGCUGGACUGCUUGGACCUCUAUUCAUGGUUACACUUGAGCAAUGUCCAAGUGAGGUAUUCAUUCAUGUUUCUGCAAGUAAAUGCUGGGAAUUGGUUAGAGAAAGGGUGAAUAGUGAAAUUAGUAGACAGCGAAUCAUGGGAAGAUUUAACUUGUCCUCCCUGGAGCCUCUGGAGUCCAUUGAUGGUCUCAAGAUGUUUGGUUUAACCUCACCGGAUAUCAUUCAGGCCAUUGAGGCGAGAGAUCACGAACAUGUCUGCACAAAGUACUGGCAAUCCAAGGCAUCAAGACGGUUAAUAUCCAGGGAGUAUGAACAUAGUCAUGACAGAGAAGAGAGCAGCCAAAGCCCAUCUCUGCCUUCAGGCAAUAAUGUGGUCCUCACAGGUUUAUUCAAAAAAGCAAACCCUGAGGAGCUUGAUGUUUUGUUCUGUUUAAUCAAUGGUAUUGGUGAUGGUAUCUCGGACCCUCAUAAACAAGAAGCAGUUAAACUCCUGAUCAAAGAAAUUAGAGGCCGUUCUAGAUGAGUCUUUCACCUCGACAUAAACCCUUUGUUUUUACUUCUCAACUUUGAUUUUACAGCAGGCCUUGUUGAUAAUAUCAAAUAUAUAUAGAUGAUAUACUACACAACAAAAGGUCAAAAACAAAUUAUCUGAUGCUAGCCGUUUCCGGAAGACGUUACAUUUCGCUUGAUGUUCUUUGGCAAUGAGUAUGCAGUGCCCAUCCCAGAAUGCCCAUUAUCCACUGGUUUUGUGGGAAGAUCCCUUUCCGGCAUCCCAUUCCAAGGAGCAUUUCUUUCAACAAGCAAUUAUGGAAACCUAAAGUGGUGGGACAUGUGUGUGCAUAUAACCCUCACUAACAUCAAAUCAUGCUCAGUCUUCUGUACAACUCCAUCUAACAUUGGAUUUGGUGUUUGUGUCUUCUGUGGCGGCUCUCUAUUAUUUACAUCUUAACUUUGAGUUUUGGACUUGAUGCAAUGAAUGCUAACGUGCUUCAUAGUUCAUACC
Molecule: messenger RNA, 4301 nt
Organism: Dioscorea cayenensis subsp. rotundata (Guinea yam)
Lineage: Eukaryota; Viridiplantae; Streptophyta; Magnoliopsida; Dioscoreales; Dioscoreaceae
Product: lysine-specific demethylase JMJ703-like
Exons: 14
Coding region: 123-3821 (1232 amino acids)
Biological process (GO): chromatin remodeling
Cellular component (GO): nucleus
Molecular function (GO): histone H3K4me/H3K4me2/H3K4me3 demethylase activity
Source: RefSeq, a predicted model, not a curated record